GUGGCAUCAGGAUGCAUUUCCCCUUUCAGUACAGGAAUUGGUUCACUUGACAAACUGGAUUUGAUUGGAGAUCAACCAACGCUUGAUUUGGAUUUACAAAUCUCAGACACUCUGUAAGAGGUUGGGCAGCAUGCUGUGAUGGGGCACUUGUAAAUGAAUCUUGCCUGCCAUGCACCCCACAGGGAGUGUAGAUGCCAGCUUUUCCCGUACAACUGUGCAAACUCUGUCUCGUAGCCAUUGCCGGAACAUAAAACAGAAGAUUUCUCAAUGGGAGGGUCGGACAAAAGGGAAUUGCCAGGAGCAAAGGCAGAAACCCAAAGACUUUGGAGUCAAGUAUGGCCAUGACUCCAAGGAUCAGCCAGCUGGUCCUGAUCAUGGCAGGAAGGUAGAAGGUUUACUAAAUGUCAGGAGUCUUGGCUUAGAUUUCCGGGAAAACCCUCAUCUCUGCUCUGUGACUGAGGAGGAGGAGGAGAGACUCCAAGAGGCUGGUGUUUCAGACAGCCUUGUGGCUAAGCCACUCUCCAAUGGUGUGAUAUCUGAAGAAGAGGAUGAUGAGGACUGGGAAGGGGAGAGGUUGCCCCCAGGGAACUUCUACACCUCACGGGAUCUGUGGAAACAGAUAGAAGCCCUUACCCCUGACAAAAAGGCUUUGGACUUGAAAAGGAAAAGGGAAAGUUGUGGCUCAACAGAUAAGGAGCUGAAUGCUGUGCCAACAAAGAGUUUGGAGAAUAUAUACUGUGAUGUUGAGGGCCAGGAGGGGCAGCCACCAGCCAUUAAUCCAGUACCCAAACCGCGAAGGACUUUCCGUUACCAUUCAGAGGGCUGUAAUGGAAGCCAUGUUGAGCAGAAGCUACCAGAACGCCAGUGUAAUGGUGGCUGCCCUACAAACUCUCAAGACCCUGAACAGAAAGUGGCCAGAAGAGGCCUCCGGGCCAGAUCAAAGAGAAAGUCCUUUGAAUUUGAAGAUAUCCAAGGCUAUCGAAACAGGAUAGCUGCCUUGGAGUUCCAAAAGCUCCAUGAAGAAUUGAAUGGCACUACAGAUGUCCGCCUCUAUUGCACACAGUCAGAGGACAAUCUCUAUGAGGACAUUAUUGAUCCUGCUAAGGAGAAUCUAUAUGAAGAUAUUAAAGUGAAGCCACUGUGGAAGAUCCCAGCUGCUUGGAAGCUGCCUCCUGCCCGGAACACCUAUAAGCCACCCAAGCUUCCCCCCAAGCCACAUUUCCUUCAUCGCAAAACCCUGGAGUUAAAGAGUGCUCGGAUCUGCCUACGUGGGAAGCUGGCAAAAGACACAACUCUACCUGUUACACUGACUGAAUGGAAGUUCUUUAAGGCAGGCGAGGCUGGAAGCAGGAAGAAGAAAAAUCUUCCACGGCUUGUGUUGAAGAUACAGGAGAUAUUUGACUCCAAACGAGGGAAGAAGAAGGUGAAGUUGGUGACUAAUACAGGAAAAGAAGCUUCUCCAGCCAAAGGUGAAACCAAUGGCUAUGACAGUGAACCAGAGAAUUUGCCAAAAAGUCGUCAUAAGCGCCUGCUGCAAGUACAGGCUCAAUCCAAGAGGAACCCCCAUUACCAGACGCUAGAGCGAGACCUGAUAGAAUUCCAGGAGCAGCAGCUUUUUGAGCUCUUUGUAGUGGUGUCAUUGCAGAAGAAGCCAUCAGAAGCAACAUACACCCCACAGAUUAUUCAGCAGUUUCCCAGCAAGCCUGACCACCCCUUUCGGCAACCUAAAGAUGCUGAGGAGAGGCUGAAGGUCAUCCCCAAAUUCUGUUUCCCUGACCCCAAGGAUUGGUGUCCAACAUCUGAGUCAAAGAGUGAAACCUUUUCCUUUGUGCUGACGGGUGAAGAUGGCAGUCGCUGGUUUGGAUAUUGUAAGAAGCUUCUGCCUGAAGGCAAAGGCAAACGGCUGCCUGAGGUGUACUGCAUGGUGAGUCGCCUAGGAUGCUUCAACCUUUUCUCUAAGAUCUUGGAUGAAGUGGAGAAACGACGUGAGAUGUCCCCAGCCUUGGUGCAUCCAUUCAUGCGCAGCGUCAUGGAAGCACCAUUCCCUGCUCCUGGCCGCACCAUCACUGUGAAGAGCUUCCUGCCAGGUGCAGGAAAUGAGGUGAUUGAACUUUGCCGUCCACUAGAUUCCCGACUGGAGCAUGUGGACUUUGAAUGUCUGUUUAAGUGUCUUAGCGUCUCUCACUUGAUUCAAGUCUGUGCUUCUCUCCUGCUGGAAAGGAGGGUGAUCUUUGUGGCUGACAAUCUAAGCACCUUGUCUAAAUGUGGCCAUGCCGUGGUUGCAACAUUGUACCCGUUUACCUGGCAACACACCUAUAUCCCAGUCCUACCCGAUUCCAUGAUAGACAUUGUCUGUUCUCCCACCCCAUUCCUGAUCGGCAUCCUCUCCUGCUCUUUAACACAACUCCAGGACUUGCCUAUAGAAGAGGUACUGAUUGUUGAUCUCUGUGCUGAUGAGUUUUUGCAGCAGGUUUCAGAUGAAAAUGAGAUUCUACCUCACAAGCUCCAGGCUGCACUUGUACAGGUACUGGAAGAAAGAAAUGAAAUCCUCUUUCAGGAGCGGAAUUACACGCAAGGUGAUGUGACUCUGGCCUCCUUGGUGUCAGAAGCUUUUGUGCGUUUCUUCGUGGAGAUCGUGGGACAUUAUUCCUUGCACAUGCACAUCACGGAGAAAGGGGAACGAGUGUUCCAGCGAGAGCCUUUCCGGAAAUCACACACCUCUCGCAGUGUACGCCAUUUCCUAGAUAUCUUCAUGGAGACACAAAUGUUUGCAGGUUUUAUACAGGAUCGAGAGCUUCGUAAGAGUGGGGUCAAAGGCUUGUUUGAAGUCCGUGCUCUGGAGUACUUGGAGACCAUUCCAGAGUCUGAGCCAAGUGGGAUGAAUAAAAUACUUCGCAGUCUGGGUAGUAAAAUGAAGUUUCUACAAAAGAAGUGAGAAGUUGCAGAAUUGCUGCUAAAGGUGGUUCUGCGUUCUCGGUCACAACAAGAUGUUGCUCCAUUGUGUAUUGCUGUGGGACAGAUGGGCUCACUGGAACUUGGCUCAGAUGAGCUUCAAGUGUCUGGAAGAAACUGCAUCACAUCCAAUUGGAGUAUUGCUAAGAGAAAGUGGACUUUCCUGGUUUUUGAAGGGGAACCUUGAUCAACUGAGUGAGAUAUCCCUGUUUAUGCUGCUUGGCCUGUUCAUAGAAGACUUUGGAUCAAAGCAAUCCAACGUCUAAAUUGAUACCUUUAAAAGGAUGCGUGAACUAAGGAAAAACAAUGAAUCCAGGAAGUGGUCUGUACCAAUACUGCACUGCAGAAAUUCUCUGCACAAGGCAGCUUCCUUUAAAACUGGAAUGGCAAAGCCUUUUUACUUGUCUUCAUCUGUCAUACCAGCCUGUCAGUUUCUCUAGUAUCGGCCUUGAUCCAUCCAUGUUCUCAUGUUCAUUGCUGAUUGUACUUAUAUAUUGCAAAGCUUUAUAUUUUGCAGCUGUUAUAAGCAAAAUGAGAAUUUAUGCUUCUUGUUUGCUGUUUUGGUUUUGUAUUUUCUUUGAUGUCAAGACAGAGAUUCUUUGCAUUUUUACAGAACCAUCUUUGCUAUGGGGGAAUAUGCCUUAUUUAGGAAUUUUGUACUUGCCAAGAAACUUCCAUUUGAUCCCAAUCAGAAGCAUGAAGAUCCCCCCCCCCCCAUGGUAGAAUUAAAAUGAACUAGUUUUUGUUUGGUAUGGCGCUAACAUGAAAUAGAGGAGUUUCUUGUAGACUGUAUUUUGCUGUGAGUGUGAGCCAGAAAGAAAUGGGUUCAUCUUUGAAUGCAUAAUUGCCUUCUGUUGCUACUGCUGAACAUCCACCACAAAUACUUCAUUUCUGAAAUCUAGGUUUGUAGCGAUCUGCUGUUAGGAAAUAUUGGUAUCUUUUGUAGCCAGUCUCAAGGGAAGAAAACUUUGCAGUGUGCCAUGCAGACCCUUCCCUAAUGGGUUUGCACACUUUGUGGAAUAACUGUCUAGAUACAUGAUGUCCAAUAUCUAUUGCCACUCUUAACCAAAUAUAACUAACAAUGACACUUGCUCAGUGGAUUACUCCGGCUACACUUACCUUUACUUUUGCCUCUGUGGAUGAAUCACUGUAGUUGGAGACUACACUUUAAUGAAGCUUUACUAUAUGUUUACAUGUAAACAAAACAAUAAAAUGGGUCGGUGCAACCUGGGAGUAAACAAUGGCCCAGAAGAGGAAUUUUUAAUGAAAUGUUUAAGCUUUGGAUGCUGGUGAAGUGGUUUGAAUUGUCCUGGGCACAUAGGUAAAUUAACCUCUGGGCUUGAAUGAAAUGUUGGAUUUGGUUUUGCAUGGCUUGAUGGGCCAGUGAGAGAUCCUAAAUAGUUCUUUCCUCACUACCUGCAAAGAUCAAGGAGGAAAAAAAACUGAAAAAGAAAUCCUGAAGAACUUGUGACAUUUUACUUCAAAAUUUGUACCCUGAGUAGCAGUUUCUGCAUUUGCUCUGUACCACCAGCUAUUUCAAAGUUUUUAUUCAGUGAUUUGCCACUGGUGGAAUGGCAAAAGAACAUCCACUUGUGUUAGGCCAACAGCUCUUUCUAGGCAUGUUUACUCAGGAGUAAUUCCACUGAAUUCAGUAGUAUUUACUCUAUACAAAGUUCACCUAAGUUUUCAGCUUGACAGUAAUCCUAACUAUACUUUUUCUUGAGAAAAAAGGGCCUUUGAAUACUAUAUUGCUUACUUCUGAAUAAAUAUGAUAGGAUCCAGCUACAAGGCUGUGGUCCUUUAUACUGUUGUAGCCCAAAUCUAUGGGUAUUUGAGCAGAACUAAGUCCCUUUAUGUUAAUGGGAGCUUAGUCUCAGUGAAAUGUGCAUAGAAUUUCAGCCCUAGAUGGAAAGGUCCAUGGAAUUUACAGGGAUUUAUUACUGUGUAAACUUGCAUAGUAUUGUGCUGUAACAAGUGGGUUCAAAAUACAAGUAAAGGAAAUAUUUUUUCUUUGGAUCCCUUUGAGAAAAUGUUUGAGAACCACUGACUAGCUUCGUUUGCUGCUGCAGUUCUGUUUGGAAUGUUAUAUGAUGUAACAUCUUACUGAACUAUAUGUUUGAUAAGAGGAAGCAAAGUAAGGUAUUAAUUUCUAAUAUGUUUCUGCACUUAGAAAUUAUCUUCCAAUUUCUGUUUGAUUGGAAGAGCAGGAAGAAAAUGCUUCAAGCACUUGCAAUUCCACUCUCCUCAUCCACCUCUGGGAUGUGGUCUGGUUAGUGUAAUCCUAUAGGAUGUAACACCCACCUUUAUCAUUCCUGUCAUACCACUGCACAUGGAAACAGAACUGGCUAUUGCUGGUCUCUCUUCAACACGGUGCUUCCAUGUUCUGCAGCCUGCGUUGUUCCUUCUGAACAAAGCCAUAUUCUGUGAUAUAUAAGUGAAACCAAAACUGUGUGUACAGUAACACAAUUGUAAUAAACCAAGUUCCUUUGGGAGCAUGGUUCAAAUAAAAUGUGCUUUUUUAAUGGA
Heteronotia binoei (common prickly gecko) is the source of this 5478-nucleotide messenger RNA. It is a transcript of the gene DENND2C, whose product is annotated as DENN domain containing 2C. NCBI's taxonomy places the organism in Eukaryota, Metazoa, Chordata, Lepidosauria, Squamata, Gekkonidae. The record is from RefSeq and is a predicted model, not a curated record. Bases 170 to 2935 code for a protein of 921 amino acids. The transcript has 18 exons.